This is a messenger RNA of Xyrauchen texanus (razorback sucker), 2438 nucleotides long. RefSeq lists its product as uncharacterized. The record is from RefSeq and is a predicted model, not a curated record. The transcript has 3 exons. The coding region runs from base 104 to 835 and encodes 243 amino acids. Lineage: Eukaryota; Metazoa; Chordata; Actinopteri; Cypriniformes; Catostomidae.
ACCAAACUGAGACACAUCAUUUCCCAUAUGAAUAAAGCAGGGAAUAGAUUCAUAAUUAGUUCUGUGUUUUGUUUUGUGGCUCUAAAGCAGAGAGACCUGCACUAUGGAAUUCCCUUUUUUCUUCCUCAUCUCAUCUGUUUCAGCAGCAUUAGGCAUGGUGAAUGUAUUCAUUACAAAAUCAGUGAUAUCCCACUGCCACCAGGCGAUCACUCUUCAUUGUAAUGUGUCUCUCAGUGUCCAGCAGAACAGUGAAUUCCAGGUUACUCAUUUUAAAUGGAUUAAAGCACCAAACGAAACCCUGUGCACACAGAGUCAGACAACAAACAAAAGCUUCUUCUACUGUCACUACACACCAAACAAACAGCUGGUGCUAACUAUUGCCCAGCCAAAACCAGAUGACAUCGGCCUCUAUAUCUGCAAAUUCCGAUCCUCUCAUGGAUAUGGAAAUGCUGGAACCAAUGUGACAGUAGCAUGUCCUCAGAAAAUUUACCGCAUACAUGAAGAUGAAAAAAACAAGGUGACCUGCAAAGUUGAGAGUUCAUACCAUGGUGGGCACAUCCACUGGUUUUAUGGAGCAAUCAAUCUAACAAGCCAAUCAACUGAGAACAUUUAUCCUGAAGAUGAUAGCUCAUAUAUAGUGGUCAGUUCCCUUAAGGACAGUUCACAUGGGAAAACAUAUAACUGUUCUUACUGGGUACCUCAUAUUGAUUAUUAUAUAACAAGCAAGAGCAUUUCUAUGGAGUAUAACAACACACAUUCUUUCAGCAGCAUUAACAGAUGCAAAGUCACUGGACUGGUUUUCUGUCUGUGUCUUUUAUGGACUUUUAACAUCUGAUAUAAUGUUUACUGAAAAAUUAUACAAUUAUUUUUUCAGCUGAGACUCAUUGGCCUAGCCAGUGUGAAGAACAUGUAAAAGUACAUUUGAAGGCCAUUCAAGUGUAUGUGUGAGUGUGUGGAAACAAUUGAAAAUGAAAGAAAAGGGUUUGCUGUAUGGCUUCCUCCUGCCUGGGCCUGCUGUUUCAACAUAGCACCAAGAAUCUAUCAGAAAGUUGUCAGUCUUUACCCUUUUAUAGUGUGUAAAACUACAUGUACACAAUGUCUAGCAGGAACCUGCACAAUUUUAUAAAAAUUUUAAUACAUUGUUUUGAUACACUGUGAAAAAUUCUGUAUUUUCCCACAGUCUACCCCAGCCAGGUUCAAAUCAGGGGAGGGAUCAAACUAAUAAAUAUCUUUGCAUAUGUGGCUCUUACCACAAUCCAUCAGUAUGGCAAAAAUAAUCCCUUCUCAGAGGGCCCAAAUAAUGUUUGCAGAGAGAAGGAAGUGUGGAAGGUCUUCCACUUUGGAUGUAGAUGAAUUUUCUGAUUAUGAGGAUCAUGUCUCUAUCAAUUAUGAGUAUAAACAAAAAUGUGAAAGAAGAGGAUGAGAUUGACUAAGCCAGCCUCAUACUAUAAGUAUUUAAUAUCAAGUGUUUUUUGCCUUAAUUGUUAUUCAUGAGCAUAGUUAAUGUUGUGGGCCCAUUAGACCAGAGGACAUUAGAUGAAUAGUACAAAUAUGACUACCACACAAAAGUUAUGACAUUAGUGCAGUUUCUACAGAAAAAGUAAAAAAAUCAAAGAACAAAGCUUAUCGGCCCAUCCAUCCAGCACCUCCAGCCACAUUGCAAAGCCUGUAUUUGUUAUGAGGAUACUAAUGUCUGAUCCAUGUGCAGAAGUUUAUUAACAAAGUCAGAAGAGUCAGGCAAAUCCAUAAAUCAAUAAACCGAAUACAGGUAACAAGCCAGAGAAGCAACCCAGUUUGGCAAACAAUCCAAAUCACAAACACUAAAUAAAGAAUCACUAAAACAGUCCAAAAUCUAGAACCAGAUGUACAGAUAUAAGGUAAACUGAUAUAGGACUGCUCAGAAUUGAUGUACAGGCCAACAAUACUUCACACAGAGUGCGCAACAAGCUAAGGUAUAUAUAAGUACAUGGUAAUGAAGCAUAGGUGAAAACAAUGAGUACAUGAUUUUCAAAAUUCAGGAGAUGAGAAUAUCCUGUGGCGAGGAGGGGAAACAGCUGGGUGAAUUGUUAGCAUUACAUUAUGACACAAUUCAUGCUGAAAUGUGCCACUGAAAUUUUUAAGGUCAUACUGAAGUGAUCAGGGAUCUUGUUUGAAAUAAACUUCAGCCACUUAUUUCUAAUGCUGGGAUCAUUUGGAAGGAUAUGCUGAGCAGCAGGUGCUAAACACAGAUAGGAAGUUUGGCUGACCUUCCAACAUUUAACUCUUUAACAUUGGUUCUUUUGCUGUUGUUUAGGUAUAAUAUCUAUCCUACUUCUUCCUUUUUACCUCAUUGUGACUGGUGAGCUAUGUUUCUUAUAAACAAAUAUGCAUUGUUGUAAAAAAAAUAAAAAACAUAAUUGGCAGUAACUGUAACCUACAUAUAUGCUUCAUGUAAACAC